UUGGGUCCGGUACUUAGCACUCUUCCACCAAUUCCCACUCCGCUGGCUUUGCCGAGGGCACAGUCCACCAACCCCAUAGUUUUGGUGCCUGAAGACUUUGCUCGCCGCAGUCCAACAGUUCUCCAAACUGCCACACCUUUACCCGAGUCGCCGGAGACCCAAGUCGAUAACGUGCCCACUGCGGAGCCUGCCCCUGUUGCACCGCUGCCUGAGGAGUCUCCCGCUGCUCCGAAAUCCACUCCAUCCACAGGGGGAUUGUUCCCUACCUUAUUCCCGGGAGCCACGCCCAUUCCCAGCUCCACAAUUGAGCAAGUCGGCGUUCCGACUGUAACCGCAACUCCGCCCGUCACACUAACACCUACGGUAAUGAUUACUCCCACCCCGACCCUGACACCGACUCCGACAGGGACGCCAACGUUGACUCCUACACCCACCCUCACGCCUACUCCAACAGUAACUCCUUUGCCGGAACUAACCGUGGCCAUCGCCCUGGAAACAGCCGCGACUGAGGUCCGCGAGGGAGAAGAGUUUGAUGUCAUUGUUCAGGUAAGUGCCGGCGUUACCAAUCGCGUGGAUACAGUGCAGGUCUAUCUGGACUUUGACGCUACUAAACUGGAGGCCAUUUCUCUGGCGUCCGGCGGGCGACUGGAGUACCAGUUGCAGUCUGUCCUGGACAAUUCCGGCGGAAGAGUGGCCUAUGCAGCUGGGACAUUGGGUGACGCUCGGGAACUUCCCUUUACCCUUGGAAUGAAUGUUUACUACCGAGGAUUCGUCAUUCACGAAGAUGUGCCCAAGAUUUGCUACACGAUUUAUGAUCGACGGCCAGACCGGGUGGAACUGGCAACGGUAGGUACCUCCCGCGAAGCAAUGAAAUGGGUGGACUCGCGCAUUUCGAUAGAGGAGAAACUCAAGGACAGCCAGGAGGAGAUCAUGCUUAUACAGUUCAGCAAAAAGAAGAUUCUGUUUGUUCUGCUCCCCAUAUUGACCCUGAUGUUACUUGGGUGCCCUGCUCCAGAAACAAUUGUAGAAGAGCGUGAGGUUAUUAAAGAAGUUCCCGUUGACGUUGUAAGGGAAGUAGAGGUUGUAAGAGAAGUCCCCAUGGAGGUGGUCAGAGAGGUACCUGUAGAAGUCCCCGUAGAAGUGCCGGUAACGGUCAUGGAACAGGUAGAAGUUGUGAGGGAAGUUCCUAUCGAGGUACCAGUAGAGGUUGUCGCAACCCCCACUGCUGGUCCGCCAAUGGCCCCGAUGGAACCCUAUGUUAUCGGAGCAAUGGAUGCGGUGACCGGCAUUGGCGAGAGCUACGGCACUGUAAUUGUGCAGGCUAAGCAGAUGGCGAUUGAUGAUAUCAAUGCGGCAGGCGGCGUCGACGGUCGUCCGCUGCGCUUGAUUAUUGAAGACUCAAGAUGUAACGGGCAGGACUCGAUAACUGCUUACAAGAAGCUCACCGACGUGGACGGCGUAAAAAUCAUUCUGGGAACUACAUGCAGUGGCGCCAUGCUGGGCGCCGCCCCACUGGCAGAAGAAGACGGGGUAGUACUCUUCUCCGCUUCUGCAACCAGUCCGGACAUUGAAGAUGCAGGAGACUACAUUUUCCGGACCGCCAUAAAUGACGCCAAACUGGGCGUGGACGCCGGUAACGCAAUGUGGGUAGAUGGCGUACGCAACCUGGUUACGAUAAACGAGAUCACUGACUAUGCCGAAGGUGUCCAGAAGACCUCAGUUGAACGGUUUGAAGAACUGGGAGGCGUGGUAGUAGCCUCGGAAAAAUACUCUUCGGACGUAACCGACUUCAGGACCCAGCUAACCAAACUAUUCGCCGAGAAUCCGGAUGCCGUGCUGCUGGCCGCCCAGUCGGAAUUUACCGGGGGUACCAUCAUCAAGCAGGCACGAGAGCUUGGAUUUGAGGGGACCUUCUAUACCGAAAUUGUGGCGACCGGUACUACCGCGCUGGAAAUUGCCGGAGAAGCAGCCACCGGGACGAAGUCAAUAAUUCCCAGUCCAGACCUGGAAACACAGAAAGGCAAGGACUUCCUGUCUAAUUUCCGGCAGAGGUACGGUUACGUAACCUUGCCCUGGUUUAUCGGCUCAGCCUAUGACGACGUCCAUAUCGCCGCCGAAUGUCUAGGCCGUACGGGAGAUGACCAGGACGCCGACGGCUUCAGGGAUUGCUUGUACGACAUCACCUGGAGCGGGGCCAUCGGAGAUGGAUACAGCUUCAACGAAAAGGGAGAAGUUGAAGGCCUGGCCAACGCCGUAAUUGAGGUGCUGCCCCUCAGUGAACGGACAGCGGAGAACAACGGGUACAAGGUCCUUGGGCCCGCUCCUUUGCCGUAA
This is a messenger RNA of Geodia barretti, 2334 nucleotides long. The record is from the annotation of a GenBank genome assembly. NCBI's taxonomy places the organism in Eukaryota, Metazoa, Porifera, Demospongiae, Tetractinellida, Geodiidae.